Messenger RNA from Aaosphaeria arxii CBS 175.79, 510 nucleotides. RefSeq lists its product as uncharacterized. The record is from RefSeq and is a predicted model, not a curated record. The coding region runs from base 1 to 510 and encodes 169 amino acids. NCBI's taxonomy places the organism in Eukaryota, Fungi, Ascomycota, Dothideomycetes, Pleosporales. The transcript has a single exon.
AUGGCACUGCGCAUCGGACCCGUCUUCCGCGGCAACACACCCAGCAACCCCUACCCCCUCGACAGCGACCACGAUCCAGGCCAAGAAAUCACCCUCACCAUCGCCAUCGCCAUCUCGGACCCCUACCCCUCCUCCUCCUCCUCCACCACCUCCUCCAAACCCCUCCUCACGUUCGAACGCAAACUCCUCAGGAAGGACCUCCCCACCAAACUCUGGUGCACCCACAUCUGCGAAAAAGAAAGCGAUGGUUGCUCAGGAGGGCAAUGUUUCUGGAUUUUCACGGGGCUGUUGGAUAAGAUCAAGAGAAAGCUUUCCCCGGAGUCGUGGGAACAGAUCAAGUUGAAUCUUUCCCAUGACAGAACUGCGAAGGGCGUUAAAAUGACAGGUUGGGCGAGAAUCGCCACGGAGAAUUGGUUCAAGCAGUACUAUGCGAUUACAUUUGAGGACGAUUACUGGCGUUACUAUGGGGAGGAGGCUAGGAGAAAGAUUGAGGAGGCAAGGAGGAAGUAG